UUUGGGUGGUAAUUAAACUCCUGUUAGUAUCCACGGAGCGAGCGCCUGUUCCAAUGGAGGAGCAUCUGCAGCUGACGGGUUGCCUUCGGAACACUUUCCCGGAAUAAUAGUAGAUGAUUCCUGAGAGAAUAAAUCGUUUUCAUUUGACCUCCUCUCUCCUGGUGUAAGGAUCUACUUUUUGAAAGGAAUAGUUUUACUUCCACCUCUUCGCAGCAGCGGCGUUAUUGCACCGAUACCCACUGAUGUCCGCGCGGUAGCAGCAACAACCGCAGCUUCCCCAAACAACCCAUCGCGUACCACUUGCCAAUGCAAACCAAGUGUAAGUGGGGAGAAGCGCUCCGUGGGUCCCCCUCCUCCAUGGCCUCUGUUCCCUCCAUCCCAUCCCUCCUUCCCCUCCUCUCCCUCCUCCUCUUCUCCAUUCCUCCAGUGGCUUCUAUCCGACCCCAAUGGCCCCUGCAGCGCGUCCCUGUGGUCUUACCCCAGGUGACAGAGGACCGCCCCGCCCCCCACUUCCAGGCGGAUGCCCGAUUGGACGUCACCUCCCCAUGUGACCCGGAAUGCCACAAGAAGGCUCCUCCCCCCAGCUACUGGGACCUGCGUAGCAUCCUGUCAUACGAGACGCUCCAUAGCAAUGGUCGCCUCACCGAAACCGCCGUGGGGAUCUACGGGUACACUGCCCGCCCCCAGACCACGCCAGCACCCCAUUCCCGAAGCAAACGCCAGAUCUUUGGCCAUGACGGACGUUUCAGCAUCAUAGGGCAAGACUUCCUGUUGAACUACCCGUUCUCGGCGGCAGUCAAGCUGUCUACCGGGUGUUCCGGAACGCUGGUGGGCGACCGGCACGUUUUGACCGCCGCCCACUGCAUCCACGAUGGGAAGAACUACGUGAAAGGGGCACAGAAGCUCCGGGUGGGUUUCCUGAAGCCAAAGCAGCGUGACUCUCCCAAUCCCGCCUCUGCCACCAAUGCAUCCAACGCCCAUCCGUCACCCCCAAAUAAAAUGAAGUUCCAGUGGAUUCGUGCCAAGCGCACCCAUGUGCCCAAAGGCUGGAUCAAGGGCAACGGCAAUGACAUUGGAAUGGACUACGACUACGCCUUGUUAGAGCUCAAGAAGGCCCACAAGAGACGCCACAUGAAGCUGGGCGUCUCCCCGCCGGCCAAGCAACUGCCCGGGCGCCGGGUCCAGUUCUCCGGCUACGACAACGACCGGCCGGGCCAGCUGGUCUACCGGUUCUGCCGGGCUGGAGAGGAGACGUCGGACCUACUCUACCAGCACUGUGAUGCCCAGCCCGGGGCCAGCGGCUCGGGGGUCUACGCCCGUAUGUGGGACCGGAGGAGGCGGCGCUGGGAGAGGAAGGUGAUCGGGGUGUUCUCAGGGCACCAGUGGGUGGAUCGAGACGGGGCGUCACAGGAGUUUAACGUGGCGGUGAGGGUGACGCCGCUGAAAUAUGCCCAGAUCUGCUACUGGAUCAAAGGAAACUACGUAGACUGCCGAGAAGGAUGAGGAAGAGGUGGAGUUGACCGAUGGACAUUGACAUGUUAUGCACAUACUGUACACACACACACACACACAAACGAAAAGGAUUGAUGGAGGAGAAAGUGAAGUGGGUCUUUACUUCCCUUGCUGAGGAAGAGGAAGUGAAGUUGACCAAUGGAAAUGUCAUUCAUGCACAUGCAGUACAUACUUCAUCAUGUAUUAAUAUUGUUUCAUUAUUAACACAUCCAUCGUUCUGCAUGCAGAGACAUCCUCCAACACACAACUGUAACCACUCAGAUUUACAUCCAGGAAGUCAUACUGUCAUACUGUACAUACAUACAACCUCACUAACCCUUUCAACCAUACAUUAAAUAAAAUGUAAUAAUGUAUUUGUGCCGACUUGCUGCAUUAUCAACACUGUGCUUUGAAACAUAACUGAAAAGGUUCUUAUGACUGAGCUUAAGGAGAUGGCUUUGACCAAGACUCCCUGGACCGACAUGUUAUGAUGGUUAAGAGAACAUUUAAUGCACUGAAAGAAAGGAUGAAAUAAAAGCAGGAAGAAGGUGUGUAAGAGAUGGUGGAGAGCCGGGGAGACAGACACAUGGUUUCACUGCUAAUUCUAUAGAUUGUAAGAGCUCUGUUGGGACAUCUCCUGUUUUUGCCAAUGAAUGCAACCCUGUCAUCAACCAAAGGUGCUAUCCUGCUCUUCAAAGUACUACAAAGUACUGUCACAGUACAAAUUGUUGGUGUUUCAAAUGGCCCCGAGUAAAACAUCCAUAGCUCCAUAGCUCCCUCUGCUGAGUCAAAGACAAUACUACAGGCCACUGAUGCAUCGCACCGGAGGGUUGACUCAUCGUUGCCUCUGCCAUACGGAUCCUCAUCUACUCAAGAUAUGCACUUUGUCAAACUUUAUGGUUGAGCUAUUUUUGUGUUUUAAAAACAAUUGUUCUGCAAUAUAUAUCAACUUUAUAAUGCUUUGGAAUAAAAUGCAUAAUGCUGUUUUGCAAA
This is a messenger RNA of Coregonus clupeaformis (lake whitefish), 2484 nucleotides long. RefSeq names its product serine protease 23. Gene Ontology annotation, molecular function: serine-type endopeptidase activity. Lineage: Eukaryota; Metazoa; Chordata; Actinopteri; Salmoniformes; Salmonidae. Bases 307 to 1503 code for a protein of 398 amino acids. The transcript is spliced from 2 exons. The record is from RefSeq and is a predicted model, not a curated record. Gene Ontology annotation, biological process: proteolysis.